GGAUUCCAGACCAGGGCUGUACGAUUCCAAACUCAACGACUUUAGUCUCCAGGCUACCAGGCUGCCAGAGACACGGCUGAAAUCCAGUAUUAGUUCUUACAGGGUCCCAUCCUUGACUAAGGGACUGAGGGGUGGGGUGGAGAAGGGAUUGGGUUGGGGGUAGAAGGCUACCGCAGGCGCCAUGGAUCUCCCACAAUAACCCCGGCCCGAGGGCCAGGAAUGUACUGAGAGAUUAAGGACGGGAUGCAUGCCCUCCAAAAAGUGGCAUUUUAGAAUUUAUACAGCACCCCAGCACACUGCUAAACGUGGGCACACAACCAUCACGGCCCGAUCACGCGCAGCGGGAACCCGGUCUCUGAGCUCCAUCCCGUGUGUCGCGUCAUCAGAGUCCCGCCGGCCAAUCCAUUCUCUCGGUCUUCGUCUGCUCCGGUAUUGCAACUGCCUCCAUUGAUCGAGCCUGGGCCAGCAUGGCGGCGCCCAUGUAACCCGGCCCGCGCCGCAAAGGGAACGACGGCGGCAGCGCGGGCCCCGCGGGGGUUAGAAGUCAUCAUGCUCAGGGUCGCGUGGAGGGCGCUGAGUUUGAUUCGGACCCAGGCGCCAGUCCUCGGGCUGCCGGGCGGUGGAAGCGCCAGGUUUCCUUUCAACCAGCGGGGCCUGCAGCCUCGAAGUCUCCUCCUCCAGGCCGCGCGCGGAUAUGUCAUCCAGAACCCAGCCCAGCCUGGGCAGAAUGAUGACCCACCUCCUUCUACACUGCUCAAAGACUACCAGAAUGUCCCUGGAAUUGAGAAGGUUGAUGAUGUCGUGAAAAGACUCUUGUCUUUGGAAAUGGCCAACAAGAAGGAGAUGCUAAAAAUGAAGCGAGAACAGUUGAUGAAGAAGAUUGAUGCAAACCCGGAGGACACCAGAUCCCUGGAGGCUCGAAUUGUUGCCUUGUCCGUCAAGAUCCGCAGUUAUGAAGAACACAUGCAGAAACAUCGAAAGGACAAAGCCCACAAACGCUAUCUGCUGAUGAGCAUUGACCAGAGGAAAAAGAUGCUCAAAAACCUCCGUAACACCAACUAUGAUGUCUUUGAGAAGAUCUGCAGGGAGCUGGGGAUUGAGUACACCUUCCCUCCUCUGUAUUACCGAAGAGCCCACCGCCGAUUCGUGACCAAGAAGGCUCUGUGCAUUCGGGUUUUCCAGGAGACUCAAAAGCUGAAGAAGGAAAAAAGAGCCUUAAAGGCUGCAGCAGCAGCCCAAAAACAAGCAAAGCAGAGGAGCCCAGACAGCCCUGCCAACACUGGACCAGAGACACUCAAAGACAGCCAAUAAAUUCUGUUUAAUCAUU
Molecule: messenger RNA, 1327 nt
Organism: Macaca mulatta (Rhesus monkey)
Lineage: Eukaryota; Metazoa; Chordata; Mammalia; Primates; Cercopithecidae
Gene: MRPS15
Product: mitochondrial ribosomal protein S15
Biological process (GO): mitochondrial translation
Cellular component (GO): mitochondrial small ribosomal subunit; ribosome
Molecular function (GO): RNA binding; structural constituent of ribosome
Source: RefSeq, a predicted model, not a curated record